Molecule: messenger RNA, 2365 nt
Organism: Toxotes jaculatrix (banded archerfish)
Lineage: Eukaryota; Metazoa; Chordata; Actinopteri; Toxotidae
Product: UNC93-like protein MFSD11
Exons: 13
Coding region: 384-1724 (446 amino acids)
Source: RefSeq, a predicted model, not a curated record
ACAGGGUGACGACAACCAUGACGAAGAAGUCGAAGAAGAAAAAGGAAGACUGCAAAAAAAGUGCUUUUAAUUAAAGUCACAAGUUGUCAUGCGUACUGGGUAUGAUAGGAGGGAAGUGUCCUUAUGACAGAUGUUGCAUUCUGUGUCCCAUACUCUCCAGUAGCUUAUUCCUUUUUUUCCUGCUAUUUGCGCAUUGCACCGCAACUAAACAGUUAGUAAAGUCAACUUGACUGGCGCGACUUUGUUAAUAUGGAUUUAUCCGAGUCUUUACAGAGUCCACAUGGGAGCUUUUCCUAGAUUUGUAGUUCAUAUGAAUCGAUAGCACAACAUUACCGAGCGGCAAUAAAUUUAAAAUAUAUUGCCAGGACGAUUGAGAAAACACCAUGGCAGACAGAAGGACUUUCAACGUUGUGAUUUUGGGUGUGGGAUUUUUGUUCAUUUUCACCGCCUUCACCACUUGUGGGAACGUUGAACAAACUGUGGUGAAAAGCCUGGAGAAUGAUACUUUCACAGGAAGUGGGUACCACAGUCUAGGAAUCAUUUAUGGCGUCUUUUCCUUCUCAAAUUUACUUGCACCCACAGUCGUUACAGUAAUCGGACCAAAAAUUACUAUGUUUUUAAGUGGCCUGCUUUACAGUGGGUACAUUGCUGUGUUCAUCAUCCCUUCAACGUGGUCCUUUUACUUGACCUCUGUACUCAUCGGCAUAGGAGCAGCCAUGCUGUGGACAGCUCAAGGACAAUUUCUGGUGGAAAACUCAGAGGCCUCCACUAUCAACAGGAACACUGGGAUGUUCUGGGCUCUCUUACAGUGCAGCAUGUUGUUUGGCAAUCUUUACAUUUACUUUGACUGGAAUGGAAGAACAGAGAUAUCAGACAGCAGCAGGAAAAACAUCUUUCUGUCCCUGUUGGUCACCUCUAUGCUCGGUACACUCAGCUUCCUCGUGUUGAGAAAGAGCCAUCAUGAAGAGGAUAUGCUCUCUGAAGAGGAAGGGCGGUCACUGCUCUCAACUCGCAUGAUGUAUAAGCACAGAGCAAGCGCUGCCAUGCAAGAUACCAAGUCAGAAUUCAAAAAUAUCCUGCAACUUCUGAAGACUAAAACUAUACUGCUCCUGAGUCCCUGCAUGGCAUACAGUGGCCUCGAGCUAUGUUUCUACAGUGGCGUGUAUGGGACAUGCAUUGGAGCAACUACACAGUUUGGGGAAGCAGCUAAAGGCUUGAUUGGGAUCUCUGGGAUCAUGGUAGGCGUCGGAGAAAUAGUGGGUGGAGGCUUGUUUGGAUUGUUGUGUAAGAACAACCGCUUCAGACGGACCUCUGUGGUGUUCCUGGGAAUGGUUGUCCACUUUGUUGCUUUCUAUUUGACCUUCCUCAACAUCCCAGAUGAUGCUCCUGUUGUCUUUAAAACAACCACUGAGAAGAAACCAUAUCUUACUCCAAGUGUAUCCAUUGCCCUGCUGUGCAGCUUCUUGCUUGGCCUUGGGGACAGUUGUUUCAACACACAGCUCUACAGCAUAUUAGGCCGUGUUUAUGCUGAACACAGCACGCCUGCAUUUGCCAUCUUCAAAUUCAUCCAGUCUGUUUUUGCAGCAGUGGCGUUCUUCUACAGCGGUUACGUCCUGUUGAUGUGGCAGCUCCUGCUCAUGGUCAUCCUGGGCUUCACUGGAACACUCUGCUUCUUCGUGGUGGAGAGGAUGCAGAACAUCUCUGCAGAUCUGCAAGAAUAUUAGAUAGAAGAAAUUUUGAUUCAAGCAUUCUUUGUUUUGUGGGGCAACAAUUCUGCAUCUUUUAUUUUAUGAGGGGUUAUUUUAAAAUCUCUUUUUAUAAUAAUGCACUGAAGGUCACACACAUUUGGAUAACAUUUACACUUAAAAUAGUUUUAGAAACCAAGGUGCCUUAAGAAAACCUUUGAAUACUAUUGCAUGAUUAUCACUCAGCCUGGAUUGUACUUUGCACAUUUUCUGUUUCCGUUUCCUGGAACUACACAGUAUGACCAUGAUCAUUUAAACUAUUUUUCUACUUCACUUGAUCUUACUGUAGGACUGUAAAAAUAACCACUCACUUAUCCCUUACUUUAUCUGCAGUGCUUCCAGCUCAGGUUUGUUAUUAAAGAUGGUGUCACUGCUGAAAAUAUUUUAUGCUUCUAAAAGUGUUACGUUUUAACAUUUAAAGCUGUUUAUAGUUUAUCAGAAUGAUUGACUGUUUGAUAAAAAUAGAUGAAAAUAAUUCAUUAUUGUUCCUGUUAUUGUAGUCCAACUAGUUAAUGCCUGACAAUCAUUGUUUUUAACUUUUUUUGUAAAUCUUGCAUGUUAAUGUCAGUGUUUUUCCCCAGUUUUUUGAAUCUUUGAUGAAUAAAGUUCUAUGCAUUUUG